AUGAAAAGAGGCGGAAAUCCCAAAAAGCGACCGCCUCCGUCGCACACCCCACCGGCGAGGAAGCAUCGAGCCACCGGUAAUCCGACUCCAUCUCCGACAAUCGAAACCCUAGAGGAUGAAUUUGUUGACGAGGAUGUGUUCAUGGACGAAGCCCUAGUUCUCGGCGAAGAAGAUGAGGAAUCCCUAAUUCUUCGGGAUAUGGAGGAGCGUGAAGAGGUGUCUGCACGGUCUUCGACUUGGUCUCCACCUCCUCUCUCACCUGCUUUUCUCUCGAAUUCGGAGAGUAUCAGUUGA
Arabis nemorensis is the source of this 294-nucleotide messenger RNA. The record is from the annotation of a GenBank genome assembly. NCBI's taxonomy places the organism in Eukaryota, Viridiplantae, Streptophyta, Magnoliopsida, Brassicales, Brassicaceae.